Volvox carteri f. nagariensis is the source of this 582-nucleotide messenger RNA. RefSeq lists its product as uncharacterized. The record is from RefSeq and is a predicted model, not a curated record. The transcript has 7 exons. NCBI's taxonomy places the organism in Eukaryota, Viridiplantae, Chlorophyta, Chlorophyceae, Chlamydomonadales, Volvocaceae. Bases 1 to 582 code for a protein of 193 amino acids.
AUGGCACCGACACCCAUGGCGACCGCCGCGCCUGCUGCUGGGCAGCCUCCGCCCCAGCCCCAGCCCCAGCCCCAGCCAGCCAAAGUGCUCAAGUACUGCUCCGACCUAGAGGGCCCCAUUCAGACCGCAGUCAGCCGGGAGCCCCGUGCCCCAGUGCACCGUGUGGAGUGGCGCAAGUGUUGGCAGCCCCGGCGGUUAGGUGGAAGCACCGGGACUGAGCUUAUAAGGGGAGGAUGGGAAGGGGCGCAGAGGAAGGGGGUGAUGAGCGGGGACCCUGUGGAGAUCAACCCCUCCAUCGGCAGCGGGUACAAGGUGAUGUCUGUCGGCGAGUGGAGCUCCCGCUGGAAGCGCAAUGACGACUUCCCCGCAUGCCUAGCUGAGGAAUGCGGUAGCUCCGACACGCGGGAACAUUACUUCACACAAACUUGGUGCAGAGGCAAGCGGGUCUGGGCCAGCGAGUCGCUGUGCAUGUCCUGCCACCGCUUUUCAUGGAGGUCGUAUCGCGAUCCGGACUUCAAGACGCCCGAGCAGUACGAGAAAGAGGUAUGGGAGGCCGUCGGGGCCGCCGGCGGACGGCCAUGA